AUGAACAAAACUUGGGGAUGGUUGAAGCAGCUUACACGAUUCGAAGAACAGAUAUUUCGAAAAGCUAGGGAACCGAUUGAGUCAGCUAAAAAUGACGAUCGUUACAAAUCAUACGAUCUUUCUUGGAGUUUGUCUGACCUGGUCCUCGCCACUGCCUGCUUUCAAAUCGAUACCAUUUACUUUUGUGACAUGAGUUACAUGUUCAAAAACGAUUUCAAACCUGGCUUCAUUCAAAUGAUGGUCAUGUACGCUACAUGGGGCCCCGCGUUGAUUUACAUGGAGGUUUUUCUUGGGCAGUAUGUUCGGCACGGCUGCCUCUACCUGAAGAAUAUAGUACCUCUGACGUGCUCUACUAUUGGAUAUGGCAUGCUGUUGACAAUAUAUUUAUACUCCGUUGCCUCUGUCGAACGAUUAGCCGAUACCUACAUGUUCUUCUUCAGAUCGUUCAGUUCCGAACUGCCAUGGAUGAUCUGUCCAGAAGGUUCAACACCAGCAACUUGCAUUGAUCGACCACUGCUACUGAAUUGUUACUUGGAAAAUAGGAAGGACGAGUGCUAUCCAAAGUUGGGAACUGAGCUCCUUUCAUCGAGAAUAUACUACAAGUUAAUCAUACCAAUUUGUUAUUUAUCACUAAAGAACGAACGUAAAACCUUUAAUUAUGAACAUAAACAAGAACGUUUUCUUCACUUUUGUUCUCUGCAGAGCCACUCAUUCGACGUUCGUGAAGAGAGCAGGCCGUUUACUCGUCGGUUGGCUCACUGUAUACAUCACUUUGAAACAGAGUCUCAGAGAUACACUCCAUCGAGCCAUAUCGCCCAGGGUCUCUCUGUAGCACCUUUCUUCAAUUUACGCAUCAGUGGUCUUUUGAACGUGAAAGCAUGGCUUGCAGCCUUCAAGGACUUCUUAAGAGACCACGCUAUAGUUCGCGGUGGGUAUCAGUUGAUUGGGUGUCGCAUUAAGCCAGGACCGACCACAGCAAAUCUCACAAUUUGUUCGUGUGCUCUCACUUACAUGAUUAGUGUCAUUUGCCAGAUGUUUUCAACGGGCAUACUAGGUGUACUGUUGUUUUACAUGAAAGUCACCAAUGUUGAAGAGGAGCUCUAUUUUCCAGAAUAUGCAAAGCUCUUCAACUUUUAUCCCUUCGCACUAGGAAUGCUGCCAGUUCGGCAAGUGUGGAGCUUGAUCUACUUCAUGUUUGUGGCCUUAUUGUCGACAUCUUACACUAUAGGAAACAUGGCGGUGCUUGAAGAAAGUAUAUACGACAACUUUCCGGUGGUGUUGCGGUACCGGAGCUAUGUCAAAGUCGCAAUAUGCACUCUUGGAUUUCUAAUUGGAGUCCUUACCGAUCUGAUGAUUGACAAUGAAUCAGACGCUUACGAAGACGAGCCUAUACUGAAGAUUGGACAGCGACUGACAAUUGUUGCUUUAUUGAUCCUGACAAUCAGUGUUGGGUACGUUUACGGAGUUGAACAAUUCUCCGAUGAUAUAAACUUUUUGAAUGGAAGUCAACCAAAUACCUACUGGAAGAUAUGCUGGAAGAGUUUACCAUUCGGAAUAUUGGUAUAGCACUUGGAGACAAGACUGAAUACUAAAUAUACAUUUAAUAAACCAAUUUAGAUAUUGUUCAGCAGUGAGGUAAUC
This is a messenger RNA of Neodiprion virginianus, 1641 nucleotides long. Its product is annotated as sodium-dependent dopamine transporter-like. The coding region runs from base 1 to 1566 and encodes 521 amino acids. Gene Ontology annotation, biological process: sodium ion transmembrane transport. The transcript has 9 exons. The record is from RefSeq and is a predicted model, not a curated record. Gene Ontology annotation, cellular component: membrane. NCBI's taxonomy places the organism in Eukaryota, Metazoa, Arthropoda, Insecta, Hymenoptera, Diprionidae.